UCUGACAGAGAUCAAAGGGUUAAAGUUCACGCUCAGUCACACGUGUAGCCCCGCCCCCUUCCCUCGUGGCGGCAGCAGCUCCGGUCCUGUGGGCCUGCAGCAUGGACAGCGAUGAGGAGGAGGUUCUGGAGGAGGUGGUGGAAGGCCCGUUGGAUGAAGACGGUCAGCCUCAUGGAUUCUGCACAGUGACGUACUCCUCCAGUGAUCGCUUCGAAGGACACUUCAUCCAUGGAGAGAAGAACGGCAAGGGGAAGUUUUUCUUCUUCGAUGGAAGCACCUUGGAAGGGUUCUAUGUGGAUGACGGUCUACAGGGCCAGGGGGUGUAUACACAUGAAGAUGGCGGUGUCCUCCAUGGGACCUACGUGGACGGCGAGCUGAACGGGCCGGCUCAGGAGCUAGAUGGAGAAGGCCACCUGGUCUUCAAGGGGCAGUACAAGGACAACAUCCGCUGUGGGGAGUGCUGGAUCUACUACCCUGACGGGGGCUGCGUGUUUGGGCAGGUCAACGAGGAAGGAGAGAUGACUGGGAACGCCAUUGCCUACAUCUACCCAGAUGGCCGCACGGCGCUCUAUGGAAGCUUUGUAGACGGAGAGAUCAUCGAGGCUCGACUCGCCAGCCUGGCCUCCCACCAGAACCAGAGGACCCGCUUCCAGAUCACAGCCAGCAGUCCGGUCUACUCCUACGACAAGUCCACCUCCACCUGCAUCGCCACCCACGCUCUGCUGCCGGACCCGUAUGAGAGCCAGUGGGUGUUUGUGGCUGAGUCUCUGAUUAAAGGAGCGGGGGAGGGGCUGUUUGCCAAGGCCGAUGCCCAGCCUGGUACCGUCAUGGCCUUCUAUAACGGCGUUCGGAUCACACACUCUGAGGUGGACAGCAGAGACUGGACUCUGAAUGGAAACACCAUCUCUCUGGAUGACGACACUGUGAUCGACGUCCCGCGGCCGUUUGACCAGACCGACAGAUACUGCGCCUCCCUUGGUCACAAGGCCAACCACUCCUUCACCCCCAACUGCAAGUAUGAGCCGUUUGUCCAUCCUCGUUUUGGAUCCAUCAAGUGCAUCCGGACGCUGAGGGCCGUGCAGAAAGAUGAGGAGCUCACAGUUGCCUACGGUUACGAUCACGAGCCGACGGGGAAAAAUGGCCCUGAGGCUCCUGACUGGUACAAAGAAGAGCUGGAGCUUUUCCAGCAGAGACAGCAGCUGCUGGGAGUCAGUGAAGACGCCCCCCCACUGCAAUCCAUGUCAACCUGAGCGACAGGAGAACCAUGCCAGGAACCAAGGAGGUGCUGCUUGUUUCCACGUCGUUCCUUCAGUUUACAUACCGAGGGGCGGAGCUACAGCUGAACUCUCAGCAGCUCUGCUUCCCUAUGAACAUGUUACAGAUGACCUAGACAUUUAUUGAACGUUACCUGAAUAUUUCUGAAAUUAAGGACUGUAGAAAUAAAAUGGAUCUUCUGCUACAUGAAAAUAAACUAGCCUGAACCGGU
Cyprinodon tularosa is the source of this 1486-nucleotide messenger RNA. It is a transcript of the gene setd7, whose product is annotated as SET domain containing 7, histone lysine methyltransferase. The transcript is spliced from 8 exons. Lineage: Eukaryota; Metazoa; Chordata; Actinopteri; Cyprinodontiformes; Cyprinodontidae. Gene Ontology annotation, molecular function: protein binding; histone H3K4 monomethyltransferase activity. The coding region runs from base 102 to 1250 and encodes 382 amino acids. Gene Ontology annotation, biological process: regulation of DNA-templated transcription. Gene Ontology annotation, cellular component: chromosome. The record is from RefSeq and is a predicted model, not a curated record.